Molecule: messenger RNA, 2928 nt
Organism: Dreissena polymorpha
Lineage: Eukaryota; Metazoa; Mollusca; Bivalvia; Myida; Dreissenidae
Product: ankyrin repeat and SAM domain-containing protein 4B-like
Exons: 2
Coding region: 256-1686 (476 amino acids)
Molecular function (GO): protein binding
Source: RefSeq, a predicted model, not a curated record
CGGCAAGUCGAUAAAGCUCGAGUUUUGUUAUCAGUUCGAUGUAUGACCAAAUCGUGGCUUAAUUCAUAAAGAUCCUCGACGUUAAAUGGCAAAACUGUGUGAAUGACUUGAAAAUGAAAUGAAAGUUUAUAAGGAUUAUCAAGCAUUUUCAUGAUUAAAAUACCGUUACAAACUUUUAAAAUUAUCGUAAAGAAGUGAAAAUAGCAAUUAUUUCUUCAAUAACCUGAACCAUUGCAGACGGUUGCAAAUUACGCAAUGGCGGAACUAUUCCACCAAGCGGCCAAGGAUGGUCGGCUAGAUAUCUUACGCGACGGAAACCGGAAGCAGAUGAACCAAGCGGACGAGGAUGGCUGCACGCCGGCAAUGCUGGCGGCACAACACGGAAACUUGGAGGCACUAAAGACAAUCAUCGGACGAGGGGGUGAUGUCGAUAAGAACGACCUUCUAGGAUUUACGGCAAUCCACCAUGCCGCCCAGAGGGGCCACUGGAACUGCGUCUCGUACCUCGUCAAUUUCGGCGUCAACAUCUGGAAGAUGGACAACGACUACCACACGGCCAUGGACCUGGCUGCCAUGGAGAACCGAGAAGAUAUAGUGAAAAUACUGGACAUGGCUCAGACUGAACAGUUGCGCAAAAGUCCAAAGGUCGUUCAGGGGCUGAAGGAAAAGGCCGUUAAAGACGCGGAGAAGAACAGGAAUGUAUAUGAGAAGAUGCAAGACAAGGCGUCAAAGGAUCUGGAUAAAAUUAGAAGGUAUCAAGAGAACAUGAAUGGUGAUGUUAAGAACACAGCCGGAGCAGGAUUUUUUAAGAGUUUAACAGUAAGAAUGAAGGGUGGAACUACUAAAGCUAAAGCCAUGAAUGGUUCGUCGGCGUUCUCAGCCUUAAGUGGAACAAAAUCAAAGGCGGCCCUAAACCCAUCGUCCAGACAAUAUGAUUACAACUCAACCUCGGAGUUUAAGAUAAGCGAUAAGGAUGAAAGCGGGAAACGUACACUCCGAUCAGUCAAAGGGACUGUUUCAAGAAGUGGUGGUCAGGUUAUAUACGUUCAAAAUAUUGACAUUGACGGGACUGGGCCGAGUGUUGAUUCCACAGACUCUGGUUCUCGACCGGCGCUCACAAACGUGUUUCCCGGUUUACCAGUAAAACAUGACAUGGACUCAGAAUUUCAAAGCUUCGAUUCCGGAAUAGAUGAAGAGACACCAGGUAUAUUUAGUAGGCCGCAGUUUGGGAAAAUAUCGUUCUUGAGCCAAUUCGAUCAUCUACGACAAUCGGCCGCCGACGCCGAGGAGGAUUUAGAAAAUGAAAUCAACCAAACACAAACAAACGAGGACGAAAACGAUGAGAAUAAUGGGAAAAGCAAUCGGGUAGAACCUUCAGGGCGUGUUGGGUUGGCCAAUGGUAAGUCGGAAGAAGUUCCAUGGAAUCCGGACGAGCAGCUUGAAGAAGAUGAAGACGACACCGAAUACACUCCUGUGAUAAUGUUCUUGGAAGGUUGUGGCCUGCAGCACUACGCCCACUUAUUUCUUGAAGGUGACGUAGAUAUGGACGCACUUAUGAGACUCACCAAUCAGGAUUUCAGUGAUAUGGGACUUCCCGUGGGGCCUCGAAGGAAACUUAUGGACGCCAUACAGAGGCGUAGAAUUGUUUUAGCAGAGCCGGCACAAAUGUAUGACUCACAACUUUGAGCGAUGACACUCAGUAUACAUAAUGCGUUUUGGCAUAAUAGUUAUUGACGAGAUGUUGAUGAAAUUAAUUAAUUUGUGGUUUCACAUCUGUGGCUAAACAUUGAUCAAUAUUGCUAGAGAACUGAGAAUGGUUUUGACUUGAACAUUGUGUCAAGGUACAUUAGCUUAAUAUGUGUGCACACUGUUAUCUAUUAAAGAGUAUAUGUAUAUCUGAAAACAUAGACGUACAUCGUUUGCUUGAUAUAUGGAAACUAUAAAUAUAUCUGGAAAUCUGAUAAUGAUAAAUUGUUGCAAAACUUUUGUUUAUUAUUAUAUUUGCAUACACGCUGGCAAUAUAAGCCUAAUGUAGUGCUUAAUACACCAUUGUCGUUAUUUACGUUAACGUGUAUAUUAAACUGCAACAUUAUAACAAUUUUCUCAUUGGUAAGUGUUAGUAUGUGUUUUUACGUGUAGACUUAUCAAUUGCUUCCGUUCUUUAACUUAUAUUGUCUGCUUUCCUUUCUGCUUCAUUCCUGUUUAACGCGAUAUAAAAUUCACCAGCAUUCUCGAUACAUUUGGAUAGCUUACCAUUGUUCGUUUUUAAUCUACAACCGUCAUGUUGCCGCUUUUCACUUUAUGUCAUAUAAUCGAUGACGUGUUUUAAAUUCAGAUAAAUAUUCGAGAUGUGGGCAUAUAAUUAUUUAUACAAAUGCGGCAUCUAGUCUACAUUACAGAAUUCCUGUGCAACACAUGGUCUACUUAAAAAAAUAUCGUAUUUCGUGAACAUGCCAUAUCAGGACAUAGUUUUGUUGUUCACUUAUUACACUUUAUCUUUAAAAAAUUAACAAAUAUGUUUUUAUAAUAGCGCGUGUAGACACAAUCCUCAGAUACUUACAAGUUGCAAUGUGUUUGUUGAAUGUUUAUUUGGUUGCUAUGUGUUGGUUUAUUCAAUAUACAAUAGACAUACAGUCCAUAAGUAUUCAUGUUCAAAACAUAUUAACAUAAAUAAAGGCAUUAAAUGUGGUGAUCAGUAGUGAUUUUCAGGUGCUGUAUCAAUACAUGCAAAGUAUAGGGCCAUUGGAUUUCAUCAUUUUGAAUUUAAACAGAGCGAGAAGUCAAAUUUGAGUAAUACAUUACACACAAUUUAUCAUAAUAAUAUUUAUACAUGUUUGUUCGACUAAAUGCUUCAUGUACAAACAUUGCUAAGUUUCUGUUGGAACUUGUAUUAUCAGAUUGCAUAAAUUCAAUGAACUUUGUAUUGUU